CACUCUCUCUCUCUCUCAUUCACUCACUCACUCACACAUACACACACAUCUAAGUGUGGGAAAAGUUCCAUGUGUUAUCCAAACUAAAAAUACUUAGUGCAACCCUGAGGAAACAACGCAUUAGGGCGAUCUUCAUACUCCCGUGAAUAUGCAGCAUUACUGGCGUUUGUACAAAUGAUGAUAAAUACAAAUAAUAUUACUGAAAGAAGCUUUGUAUUUUACGACUGGAUCGAAGUACACUUCGUAUCGUUAUGUGCUAAUCAGCUGAAAAUCCCGUCUCAAGAAGAUCGGCGAGAGCUUAUAACAAGACAAUUUGUAGAUAUCAUUAAAUCGUCCUGGUGGCUUCACUGUAGGAAACACCGCCUCGAACAAGCCGAUAUUAAAAUCUGUGCUAAAGUGUAAGACAGCCUGACGCAAGUCGAGUAUACCUUACUGUACUACACAUUUAAAUUGUAAUAUUGUAAAGUGACAAAUUUACGUACGUAAAAAUAACUCUAUGAAACAAUGAAGGUAUUAAUAUUGACAAUGAUUGAAUUAUGAAUUACAGUUAUGAUAUUAAUGAUAAAAAAAUAAAGAAUACUGUUUGGAAAAUAUGAUCAAUUGAACUUUAUAAUAAGAUUUUAAGAAUAUGAGACAAAGGAAUAGAAGAAGGAUGGAGAGGUAUGAAGUAAGCCGAACAAAAAAAUGUUAGUAUCUUAGAAAUGAUACUACUGUGUGUAUCAUUUUGAGUAAUGUACCUGGUAUUUGGCAAAUGUAAUAUCCUGUUUUAUACUGCGAACACAUUAAAAUGCAAGACAUGGCUAUUAUCUUUUUUAUUAUGAAAUACAUUGGUCAGUCACUGAAUACCUAUUAAUAAUGUGUCACUUGAAGCGAGCUACAUCAGUUUUUGGCAACUUCUUAUAACAUAAUGUUACUGGGCGCAGAGAACACCAGCAAGGGACUAUGUUGAUUAUGCUGUUGACCUUUCAUCAACACCCGACUAUCCAUAGUAAGGUUGUUAUUUUCUACUGAAUGUAUCGGUCGGCUUCUCCCCCUCCUCAAUCUCUCUCUCUCUCUCUGUAGAUUCUUGUUUCAUCACGGCUUCCUGGUGGUCCCGGAGUUUAUAACUGAAGGUGAUAUAAGGUACGGAGAGAGACUGUCUCCUUAUCUAUUUCUUCCUGCAGUACUUCGUUAUGCAAAUCGAUGCAAUUAUAUUACGCUGCCGAUAUCUUCAUAUGGCUUGUAAUUUUAUUUGCGUGGAACUUGAGUUACUCUGAACAGCCUUGGCCACUGUUCACUUUGAUUCCCAGAAAAUUAACUUUCUCUCUCUUUUCUUACUCCUCUCUCUCUCUCUCUCUUUCUUUUCAACACCUAAGCUUUUCACGUUCACUUUAGGGGGUUGCUCAUGUGAUACAUGCGGAAACUUAUUUAAUUAUUUCCUUGCUACCACCGCCAUUGUCAGUGUUAUCAAAAUGUGGCGGAAAAAAUAAUAUUCAGAUGUUGCGUUCUUGUUCAGCUGCCUAAUUAUAUUUCAGAAAUAAUGUGAGACUUCUGGUGGUAUCAACACUAAAAGAGGUGCCACCAUAGCUCCAAAAUAUGUAAACUACGAGAGACACUUAAACUUUGCCAUAUCACACCAUGGCACGAUACUGUGAAUUAUCAUCAGGAGACCGACCUUGUGCGUCGAAAUUCGACAUUUGCUGAUGGUAAAAUGCUCGUGUGACCAUCACUUAAUCAGCGCACACACUCGGAAUACGUUGCACACCCCUGAGCUCUCGAAGAUAGCAAUGUAUCAUGGCAUCAUUUCUCACGGGCUGGUGAGACCCUGCACUUCACUUUGCAGACGAAUCGAAUUGAUAUCCGGUCAUAGGUCCCCCCGUCUGCUUUCCGCACGCCCAACUUCCGCCAAACAUUCUUCACCCUUUACGAGUUCGAGUGAAAGAAAGAGAAUAGAUAAACGUGAUGGGGCAGGGCAGAGUGAAGAGGGUUCGUGGCCAGAGGUGUGUGACGUGCUUGUGCUUGGAGGCGGGGCAGUCGGUUCCUCCGUGGCCUAUCACCUUCAGCAACGAGCUCGGAGGGACCUUCGGGUAGUCGUGGUGGAGCAAGACCCAGCUUAUACAAAGGCCUCGACGGUGCUAUCUCUAGGUGGUAUCAGGCAGCAGUACACAGUGAAAGAGAAUAUCCAGCUGUCUCUAUAUGGAGCGGAUUUCCUCCGUAACGCCUCCUCCUUGCUGGCCGUGGAGGGCGAAGAACCUCCUGACGUGCAGUUCAGACCCCAAGGUUAUCUCCUGUUGGCGGCCGAGGACAAAGUCGAACUACUGAGAGAGAACUUUAGACUUCAGGU
Molecule: messenger RNA, 2323 nt
Organism: Penaeus vannamei (Pacific white shrimp)
Lineage: Eukaryota; Metazoa; Arthropoda; Malacostraca; Decapoda; Penaeidae
Source: RefSeq, a predicted model, not a curated record